Molecule: messenger RNA, 3686 nt
Organism: Erythranthe guttata (spotted monkey flower)
Lineage: Eukaryota; Viridiplantae; Streptophyta; Magnoliopsida; Lamiales; Phrymaceae
Product: protein SMAX1-LIKE 6
Molecular function (GO): ATP hydrolysis activity; ATP binding
Source: RefSeq, a predicted model, not a curated record
AUUACAAUUUAUUUAUUUAAUAUUAAUAAAAAAAUUAAAAGAUCUGAUGAAGAAUCUAUGCUCACCAUUUGCUUAUGCUGAUUUUGGGCCCCACCAACAAAAAUUCCUCCCCUUUUCCUUUUUUUUUCUUCAAUAAAUAAUUCUUAACCUCCUCAAAGCUUCAAUCUUUAUUAAUAAUUAUUGAAAACAACAAAAAAAAAAAAAAAAAUACAAAUCUCUUUCACCCAAAAGGGCCAAAUUGAUUUGUUUAAAGAGAAAAAAAAGACCCAUUCUGGGAAAAUAUAUUAUUUAAUUUCUAGUAAUUUUUUUUUUGAAUUGUUUUAUACAUAUUACUGAUCAGAUAGAUAGAUACAUACAUAUAUAUAUAUAUAUAUUUAUUUAUACGGAUAAGCUUGCCGGCGAUGCCGACGCCGGUGGGCGUAGCCCGCCAAUUUUUGGCUGAGGCGGCGGCCGCUGUUCUGGACGACGCCGUGGGGGUGGCGAAGCGGCGGAGCCACUCGCAGACGACGUCGACGCACAUCGUGUCCGCCCUACUAGCCCUACCUUCGUCCACACUCCGCGAGGCCUGCACACGCGCCAGGAGCUGCGCGUACUCUCCACGCCUCCAGUUCCGAGCUCUGGAGCUCUGCGUCGGCGUCGCCCUCGAUAGGGUUUCGGUGUCCAAAUCCGCCGUCGACGAGCCGCCGAUCUCGAAUUCGCUGAUGGCGGCGAUCAAGAGAUCCCAAGCCAAUCAGCGGCGCCACCCCGAAACCUUCCACCUGUACCAGCAGCAGCUGAAUUCGAACCCCCAAAACCCUCCUUCAAUUUCCGCGGUGAAAGUUGAGCUGAAGCAUUUCGUCAUGUCUAUAUUGGAUGACCCGAUUAUCAGUCGGGUCUUCGGCGAUGCGGGUUUCCGGACCCAGGAGAUAAAGCUAGCAAUUAUAAACCCUCUCACCAUUACAAGAUUCUCAUCCACCAGCUACCGCCCCCCGCCCCUGUUUUCGUGUAGUGUGACUGAUUUCGAACAGAACAAACGCCGCCAUGGUUUCCCCUUCUCCGAAAUCGCCGCUACAGCAGACAAACCCGACGACAACUCCAGAAGAAUAGGCGAAAUUAUUUCGAAGAAAAAUCAUAGAAACCCGUUACUCAUCGGCGUCUACGCGAGCGAUUCGUAUCGAAAUUUCGCAGAUUCUUUAAAGAGGGGCGAAACAGGAGCACUCCCCAACGAAAUCGAUCGGUUGAAUGUGGUUUCGAUCGAAAACGAGAUUUCCGAGUGUACCGAUGGAAAUCCGAGCAAAGAGGCAAUGGAAUCGAAGUUUAAGCAAGUGGACGAAAUGGCGGACGAUUGCCAAGGGUCCGGAAUUAUUUUAAGCUGUGGGGAUUUCAAGAAGUUUGUGGAUGCGGAAUCUUUGGAUAUCGUAAAUAAUAUUGUUUCGAAUUUGAAGAGAUUAUUGAUCGACCGUGUCGGAAAAUUGUGGUUGAUUGGAUUCUUGGCAGGUGAUGACGAUUACAAGAAGCUAUUAGAUCGGUUUCCUUCGAUCGAGAUGGAUUUGGAUUUGCAUCUUCUGCCCAUUACUUCUUCGUCUUCUCCCAUCGGAGGGAAGUGUUUUCAAUCCAGCUUGAUGAGGUCGUUUGUUCCGUUCGGUGGAUUCUUCUCUAUGCCAUCUGAGCUCGAAAGUCAAUGCACCACCACCACAAAACCCUCGAAUUUUUUUUGCAACUCGUGCAAUGAAAAGUACGAGCAAGAAGUAUCUGUUAUUAUAAAGGGAGGUGUAUCAACCGAUUCAGUUUCCGACAGGCAAUCGGUUGUAAAUCUACCUUCUUGGCUGCAAAUUAGUGAAUGUGAAACUAGCAAGAGAUCUCACACAGUAGAGGCUAAAGAAGACAAAUCUGUGUUCGAUGCCAGAGUGGCGGCCUUGCAGCGGAAAUGGAGCGACAUCUGUAAGAAGCUUCAUAGCUCUUCGGCAUCUCAAGAGAAUAUUCCAUCUUUUAUGCAUCUUCCUUUACGGAAAGAUACUGCUGUUGCGGGUUCUUUAUUAAAUCGAAGCAGAACAGAUGAUUUAAAUCAUUGCAUGUCGAAGCAAAAUAUUCGGGAACAUGCUGUGAAUGCACAAAACUCGUCGCCUUUUCAGCAAAAGAUGAGCUCUGAUCUAUCUCUUGCCACUGAUUUGACGCUCGGAAUAGGUUACGGUUCUGCUGAGGAAUGCAGAAGAAAACCCAAUUUGCAUGAGAAAGCGAAAACACCCAGUGAAGUUUCUCAUUCUUCUUCAUCUUGCUUGCGUAAUCUUGAAAAACAGAUUUAUCAUUCAAAAGAACUCGAGCCCGAAUGGAAGCUUGUAGCUGAAAAGGUCUAUUGGCAGAUGGAAGCCAUUCAAACUAUUAGUCGAACAUUGUCGCGUUGCAAAACUGGAAACAGGAGAGAUAUUUGGGUCGGCUUUAUGGGACCCGAUAAAAUUGGUAAGAGAAAAAUAGCUGCCUCGAUUUCUGAGAUAGUAUUUGGCAGAAAAAACGAAAGCUUUCUAUCUUUGGAUUUGAGUCAUCAGGGUAUGAUUAUUAGCCCAUCUAACUCAGUUGUUGAUUUUUACGACUCCAAAUAUCACAAACCGAAGAAUGGGAGUGGGAGAAAAUUGAUAAUUGAUUAUCUUGCCGAAGAAAUAAGCAAGAAUCCUAAUUCGGUUGUGCUUCUUGAAAAUGUGGACAGGGCGGAUAUCGUGGUUCAAAAUAGUUUAUCCCAAGCAGUCAAAACGGGUAAAAUUACGGAUGCGCGGGGCAGGGGCAUAAACGUAAAUAACACUAUAUUCAUCCUUGCAUCGACGCUAGUCCAAAAGGGUAGUAGUCAAGAUCCGCCUUUCGGCAAAGGUGCUGCAUGCGAAUUUUCAGAAGAUAAAAUAUUACAAGCCAAGAAUUUCCAGAUGCAAAUUGUACUAGCAACCGUCGGUGAUGGGAUUCACCACACGAACAAGAACACGGCGAACGUUUCGGUUUCUAAUAAGAGGAAAUCAAUUGGCGACGAAUCGAGCAAGGCUGACGAGGCAUCAAAGCGUGCUCGUAAUAGAAUAUCCAGAUCCACCGUUAUUGACUUGAACUUACCUGUGGAGGAGGAUACGGACGACGACGAUGAUGUCGUUGAUGACGAUGAUGAUGUCAUUGAUGAUGGCGCGUGGUUUGAAGAAUUGCAUGAGCAUGUUGAUGAAAACGUGACGUUCAAAUCAUUUGAAUUCGAUUCUCUUGCUCGGAAAAUACUGAAGGAAAUCGACGUGCGGUUGAAAAAACUAGCUGGGGGUAGGGUUUGGCUGGAAAUCGAUAGAGAAGUAAUGCUUCAAAUAGUUGCAGCGGGUUUUUUAGCAGACUGCGAAAAGGCGAUGGGUGAUUGGAUUGAGCAAGUUCUUUGUCCGAGUAUAGACAAAGCCAUUCAACGGUGCGGUGUUGCUUCCGAUGUUGUAGUGAAAUUAGUACACUGUGACGGCCUUGCUGUGGAAACGCCGGCCACCGAAGUUUGCCUUCCGGCGAGGAUAAAUGUGAAGUGAUGAUAGUCCUUUUUUGUUUUUUUUGUUUUUUUUUGUUUUUUUUUUUUUGUUUUUUGUUUUUUAAUGUAUGUUGUAACUCUUGUACAAUUGUACUUGUGUCAAUAUGUAAAACCUAAAACUAGUCUCUAGUUGAGCUAUAUAUAAUAAUAUGCGUUAGUGUUGUUUUUUCCCAACCAUCAA